GGUUCUUCAAGUCACAUGCGUGAAUUUUUAGCGCCAAGGAUUUUCUAAAUUCUGCCUGUUCAGCAAAACCUGGAAUUCCAAGUGCCAUGGAUGAUUGGAAUGACACUAGAACCAAGCUAUUGACUCUUCUAAACGUCAGCCAUCUCAAGUCCACCAAACGGAAACUGGAAGAGAACCCAGAAGCUGCAGAAUCCUUCGAAGCACCGAGGGAGCAACGCGUUAAGCUCAAUCAGCGUCGGAAGGUAGUCUUGACGGACAAUGGUGUGGAAAAACCGGAAGGCGAAGAGGUUGGAGAGGGCGUAGGGGGUCCUACGACAUCCCAAGUGGAAGAAGCUAUCGAGGAGGCUGAUGACCAGCUUAACAAUGCCGGUGACGCUGGUGAAACUAUCGAAGAUGAUUGUGAUCCUGAUGUCUUCGAUCCUUUUCUACUCCAUUUUGGAGCAAAGCCUACUCAUCUGUCCGAAUCCUCACGCAAAGCUGUUGAGGGUGGAUUGUGGAAACGGAACACAUUGGGACCAAGGAAGAUUCCUCAAUAUAAUUCUACCCAUAAUGCUGUGGAACAAGUUCCUCUUGAUGAUGAUUCAGAAGGAAGUCCGUCCGAGCCAAGCAUACCGCCAGCGAGUUACAAGAGCUUUAUGCACCCGAGGUUGUACUCGGCAUUCGACCAACUUUACCAAUCUUCCUCGAAAGAUACGCAACCUUUACUAGCAACGAUGUUUGAUGCAUCUGUCAAGUCAAUGGACGUGCAGGUCUCCAGGGUAAAAGUGUCCCAACACGAAUCGACAAGGAAUUUUGCGAGUUUGCUCGCGUUAAACCACAUCAUAAAAUGUACAGAUUUAAUCAGCAAACAUGACGAAAUCCUAGCAGCCAGGUCAAAGGCUUCCAAACCACUUGGCCCAGACGAGGAAGACGAAUUCCGUGACCAAGGCUUCACACGACCGUCCGUCCUCAUUCUCCUACCGUUCCGGAAUUCCGCUCAAGCAGUAGUCAAACAUUUCGCCGAGCAUUUCCGCUCCAUGUGGUCCUCAGAGAGCAGUAAAGUCCGCGUGCAGAACUUUGAAAAAUUCAUCUCGCAAUUUUCACUGCCCGAAGAGGCAACGAAUAAGCUAGCGGAAUCGGCACCUGGAGCCUUUCCCGCUGAUCAUGUCCAUACGUUUGUGGGUAACGUCGACGAUAACUUCAAGAUUGGUAUCAAGUUGUCGAAAAAAACCAUGCGUUUAUACGAGCAUUUCUAUGGGUCACACUUGAUCAUCGCGAGCCCUUUGGGGUUAAGGCUAGUUAUCGAGGAGGAAGGAUCUGAUUUCCUGUCGUCCAUCGACAUUGCAAUUCUGGACCAGGUGGAUACUUUCACGAUGCAGAAUUGGGAUCACGUCAAGUUUGUCAUGUCUGAGCUUAACAAAAUUCCCAAGGACUCCCAUGACGCUGAUUUCUCGCGUGUAAAGGGUUGGCAUCUGGACGGUCAUGCCAAGCACCUGAGGCGAACCAUUAUGAUGACAUCGUAUGAGACACCCGAGAUCCGAUCAUUAUUCACUUCGCUACAGAAUGUGUGUGGGAGAGUGAGGACAACACAUUCUUGGGAGGGUGUCAAAGUCCCCGAGGGUAUCGAGCAGUCUUAUGUACGGUUCGAAGCUAGCAAUGCAGUGGACGAACCAGACAAACGGCUCGAUUAUUUCACCCAAAAGCUCGUCCCGGCGGUUCUUAAAUCAGCAGUACAGAGUUCGGGAACCGUUAUUUUCAUCCCAUCUUACUUUGGCUUCGUCCGAGUCAAGAACUGGCUGAGGGAAAACAAACACAUCAAAUGUGUCUUCGUUUCCGAACAUACCUCAAACCCGGAUAUUCAACGAGCCAGACAGGAAUUUGCCUCGGGAAAGAAAGACUUCCUCGUCGUCACUGAGCGACAUCAAUUUUUCCGAAGGAGUCGAUUUAAGGGUACCAGGAACAUCAUCUUUUAUGGACCUCCGGACCAUCCCCAGUUCUACUCCGAGUUGCUGUCGUGGCCAUUCUUAGAACGGGGGGUCGAAGGUUCGGAUGUCACGGUAAAGGUAUUGUAUUCGAAGUAUGAUGCAAUGCAGUUAGAACGGAUUGUAGGCACCCACGCAGUGGCGCCAUUAAUUCGUGGAGAGAAUGAUCUGUAA
Cantharellus anzutake is the source of this 2135-nucleotide messenger RNA. RefSeq names its product digestive organ expansion factor. Gene Ontology annotation, molecular function: rRNA binding; U3 snoRNA binding. The coding region runs from base 87 to 2135 and encodes 682 amino acids. Lineage: Eukaryota; Fungi; Basidiomycota; Agaricomycetes; Cantharellales; Hydnaceae. Gene Ontology annotation, biological process: maturation of SSU-rRNA from tricistronic rRNA transcript (SSU-rRNA, 5.8S rRNA, LSU-rRNA). The record is from RefSeq and is a predicted model, not a curated record. Gene Ontology annotation, cellular component: nucleolus; small-subunit processome. The transcript is spliced from 12 exons.